GCUGGGCUGAACCUUCGUAUCAACUUGCAGCUCGGACGCACCCUCGCAGCCCUCCUUCUCCCUUCUUCGUAGGUGGCUCACGGUCUCUCACCUCUCUCACCUUAUUCUCGCUGUCUCGGCUCCCUAUUCCUGCAGCUUAAAAGUCUUAAACUGCAACAAUCCAACAUUCCAAACCCUGCCUAUGGCUUUGAGGGCGGCUGCGGUUGCGGUUGCGGCGCAGGCUUAACAAACGGACGACAUCUGAAUGCCUACUCCAAGAAUUUUCUAAGUUUGGCAAAGUUGUUCGCACUAGGGUGAUGAUCGAUAGAGAAGGUUGUUCUAAAGGGUAUGGUUUUGUACAAUAUGCCACUAUAGAAGAGGCUGCAAAGGGCAUCAAAAGCAUGAAUGGAAAGUUUUUGGAUGGUUGGAUUAUAUUUGUAGAGUAUGCCAAAUCUAUCCCAGAACCUACGCAGCAAUCUCACCGGUAUCUCCGGCAGUAGAGGUUCGUAAUUGGCUAAGACGAUAAACAGGCCAAAUGCGGGUGGCUUGUCUUCGUGCUUCAAAUUCUAACUAGAAGCAUUAGUUUUUGUAGAAGUUUUAUAUUGUAGUGCAAUGGUUCUCUUUGGAUGCCGUGAUGUAUCAUAAAUUUGAUUUGCAAUAUCACUUGGUUGAGAUGAGAGAUAACAUUAUUGUUCUUCAUAUAAAACAUACACAUUCACUUGUAUUUUCUGGAAAAAGAAAAAGGUAUUGUGAUAAGAAUGAGAAAUGAGUUGGAUGUCC
Arachis ipaensis is the source of this 759-nucleotide messenger RNA. Lineage: Eukaryota; Viridiplantae; Streptophyta; Magnoliopsida; Fabales; Fabaceae. The record is from RefSeq and is a predicted model, not a curated record.